This is a messenger RNA of Adineta ricciae, 783 nucleotides long. NCBI's taxonomy places the organism in Eukaryota, Metazoa, Rotifera, Eurotatoria, Adinetida, Adinetidae. The record is from the annotation of a GenBank genome assembly.
AUGCUACAUGGGUACCGAAAAUUGAAAGGCGUACCAAUUGAUGCUAUUCGGAAAUUAGCUCGUCUUUUCAUCACAGAAAAUGUGUUCACCUAUGAGAAGAAAUUCUAUCGACAAGUCGUCCGCGGAGCAAUCGAAUCUGCAUUCACUUCAACAUUGGCGAAUAUAUUCAUGUGCAAAUGGGAAAAGGAAUUUUCCCAACGACAAGCAUCUUCAAACGAAAUCUAUGACCAACGGUUAAUAAUUUUCACCCAAACAUUAAACUGGCGCGCAACAUUGGAUGCGAUGUGUCGUUUUUGGUUGUUCUUAUCAAAAACAAGGAUGGCACCUCAACAACAUCAGUUCAUCAUAAAAGCAGCUGAACUGUAUGUGGUACAGUUUACAUCUAAUCAUUCCAAACACGUAUUUGGAAAUAUCAUCAAUACUGCUCUCUGGCGAGCGGUUCAAUACUCCUCAACAUUAGCAGUAUUUGACGACGAGCAACAGUUCGUCAAGUUGAUGUUAUUGUAUAACGGCUAUCCGCCUCGAUUUAUUUAUGCACAAUUCAAUAGAUUCGCCAAUCAAAAUAGAAUGGAUCGAAAUGUAGUAGACGCUUAUCAUAGUGAAAAAGACUUCAUCGAGAGGUGCCAUGAAUUAUUGAAUAAAACAACUAUUCAAGGAAUUGCCAUACAAUCAAAUAUCUUCAAAGCGUCAUGUGGCACCAUCGAAGAAUUUAUGAGUGAAUCCGCGGUUCAAUUUCAGAAAACAGGUCCAUCGAAAUGGGAUUCAAGCGUUAUUAUCUAUUAA